AUGUCGUGCCGCUUCUCGAAUCACGGAGACUUUGUGCCCGAAUCGUUCGAUUCAAUAUCAUGUUCUGCCUGUUUCUACUUCAUUUUUAUGCUCGUCAAACCUUAUUCAGAAAGGUGAGUGUGUCCAGUUCCUCAUUGCACAGAAAAGGUGUCUAUUUUCCUUCUCUUCUCACUUAAUUAUUUAUCGUUUCGCCUCUCUUUUCCGUCAAUUAGCGACGCGCCUCCGUGCCUUUUGUCGUCCUGGAAGACUGGAUUAGAGUUCACUUUUGUGUCUGCAGAGAAAACAACAAAAUGAGAUUUUACAGAAAUAUCUGCGGUUUGAAAGUUCAUUCAAAAGACUUUUCUCGGUUUUCGAAAGUGCUUCCGGCGCUCCAAUUGACUUCAUCCUUCCAGAUAUCGAACAGAAUUGUGCGAGGACACAUCGGGAGUGCUCAUUUGUCCCAUCGGAAGUUCGUCGUUCGAAUGCAACUGCUCAAUGAGCUCCCACGUAUUCAACAUCCCCGAGUUCGCCCUCAACUCGUUAGUUUCUUUCUUUCUUUUUCAAUUUCAAAAGAGCCUCUGCCCCCGAUAAUCCAUUCAAUUUGUUGGCAACAUUUGCCGAAUUCGCGUGAAAAGUAGACAAAAAGUAAUUGGAAAAAGGAUGAGGAAAUGAGGAUUACUGUAGUCGGAAUGGCUCGGUUUCCCACCAGUGCAACCCACAUAGUUUCAUUCCAUUUCGCUUCAUUUCUUUCGGUGCCCUCACAAAAGGUUCCGUCUCGGAUUUCAACGCGUGUGCUCAAUGAGCACACGAUGCUCCUAAAAAAGAACGUAUCCAUUACGAGGCGGUCCCGGGCACCACCAAGUAAUGCGAUUACCUUCCGUCCCGACGGCAGACUUUCGUCGAGGGCAACGAGCAGCAAAUUGUCGCGCUUCGCUCGCAACAUUUCUUUCGAAUUCGGACCCCGAAUGUCUGUGCUCCGUGUGCAUGAUUGGCCGAGAGGGUGCGGCUCCAGAAGAGACACAGACGCACUGACCGCCGCCUCAUUUCCUGACCAUGUCCAACGAGUAAAAGGUCCGUUUUCUAUUUCGGAAAAGGAAAGGACACGUGACCUCCCGAGGGACCGCACAAGUUUCUAAUUUCUGCGAAGGUUCCAGAUUGACAGGAGGGCAAAAAAAGGGGUUCCCGGAGGAGAUGGGCAGAACAUCAUCCAUCUAGAUGGAACAGGCACUUGUCAGAAGUGUGCAUGACGGACACCGCCGUUUUCUGAUGCCGAAAGUUGUUCUUUGCGAACGAAACGUGAAGGGGCCGGAAAUGCGAGGUGGCAGGGACUGAGUCAGACGGGAAGUACGAUCGGACGGGCACUCGGGGACGCAAUCUAGAAGAGGCCUACUUCUUCUGGCUCCGGAAUACAUCAGGUUCACGCAUCCCGUGUUUUGCAUAUUCCCACUGCCAAUGUCUCUUCCGCCCACCUCCAAAUCUUGUUCAAUGGAGCAUUUCGACCCUUUCCGUAACCCCCUCACUCUCCGUUUCCUCCCACUCUUUUUCUCCUCUUCAACUCUCCGAUUUUUUGAGUCUUCAUGUUCCGAAAUAUCACUUCUUCUUGCCCGCAAGAUCCGUCUUCCCAUCAUAACCGCCGGUCUGGGUCCCUCGUCUCAUGGCACUGCCUCGCCAUCUCAUAUCGCAACACAUGAUACGCGAAAGAAACACUUUGAAACGCGAAGAAACGAUGAGAUCACGUCUAGAACCGCACCGGGGAGUCUCGGGGAAUCGCUGUGGAUUCGGGGACGGACUGCUUCUGAAAGUACAGUAAUCCUUGACCUGGUCUUAGGACCAGGAAAAUGGGGGAAAGUCGAGAGAACAAAAAGUGACGGAUCGGUCGGGUGAGAGAAGAAAUGACGGGGCAAAAUGACAGUUUGUGUAAAAGUUUGCAACAUUUCAUCACGGAUCCUCUCCCGAGAACACAGAAAAACACAUUCUUUCCCUCGGGCAAAAAGAAGCGACCGGAUUAGGGAUGGACGUACUUUUGAGGGCUGGAAGACGAAUGUCUGGGAGCGAAACAAGGCGCCGAGCGAUGGGAACAGAAGAGGACUCUAAUCCCUUCAUUCAUGACAAGAUUGCUUCGCUUUCGAGGCAGACACAGAGAGCACCGCGCCGAUUUUCAACUUUUCAUUUGAUGAAACAAGUGCCUUGUGUCUCGUCAUUCGCAAAUGGAAACGAAAAAUAGUUUAUUUCUGUAAAUUGGAUUGGAAGGUUCAACUUUUGUAGAUUUCCGGGUAAGGAGGAAAGAAAAAUGGAUGCCAGGGCGAGAAAAAAUGUGCGAAAGGAAAUUGAAUGGAGGAAAAGUUCGCGCCUUUUCUGAGCGAAACUAAAUCAAAUACGCACUUUUCGAAUGGAAAAAGGAGACGGAUAGAAGGUUCCAGAUCGAGGACAACGCCGUUGCACCGCCUGGAACUUGAUCCGCCGCUGCCGUUUCAGUUCGAUUUGGUCGUGAGAGACUGCUGUUCGGCCGCCCGUUAUUGCUGCAGAAACACGCUUGUCCAAUGUACGAGAGCUAGUUGAGUACAUGUUCCUUAUCGCUUUGGUUCGCUUACAGACAAACCACGAACGGAGGCAUCGUGCCCUGCCACGUGGGAUGGCUGGAACUGUUUCGAGGGAGCCAUCCCGGGAAAGGUGGCGAGACAUUGCCCCGGUUAUAUUUAUGGAGGACAUUCGAAGACGGACAGUGAUGGAUUGGGUGAGCAGAAAUCCGUAACUUCCGAAAUGUCAAUGAACCAUUCUAGCGUAUCAAGCAUGCACUGAAAACGGAUGGGCAAAGUACGGAGAAGGGUAUCCGAGGGAACACACGGACUACAGUGGAUGCACUUCGAACAAGGUAGGCUUGCGAACGAGCAGUCCAUCUGAAAUUAUCUCUUAUUUGAGGAUGCCGAGACGAAGAUGAUCGCUGGCCUUCUCACCUACUCGGCCAGUGUCAUUUUCCUCAUUCCCGCAGUCAUAAUGCUCAUGAUUCUGAGGUGAGUCCGUCCCGAAAUAGUCCAUUGUUGUGUGCUCAUUGUGCUCUUCUCUCCAGGCCCAUUCGUUGCCAACCAAUGUUCAUUCUGCACCGGCAUCUUCUCCUUUCUUGCCUCGUCUACGGCUCCUUCUAUCUCAUCAACGUCGGUCUUUUCGUCUUCACAGAAGCGCCGCUCUCCUCUCAAAUAUACUCGAACCAUGUGAGUCCGUCUGACCACCGUGGUCACCCCGCAAAACUGAAUUAUUCAAAUUUUCUAAAGCGAGAAAGAACCACCACCUUCUUUUUUUACGUCGUUUUCCAUCUUUUCUCAAAAAAGAGGACAAGAGGAAGUGCCUCAUGACAUGGAUUCCAGAUCUUCUGUCGUUUGCUCUUCUCCAUCCAACUCCGCUAUCUCCGGCUCACAAACUUCUCGUGGAUGCUCGCCGAGGCCGUUUAUCUUUGGAGGUUGCUGUAUACGGCCCAACACUCGGAAGGAGAGACUCUCCGAAGUUACAAACUCAUCUGUUGGGGUACGAAUCCGACCAUUUCGGCAGAGCGCAUUUCCGUUCUCUUCAGGAAUGCCCGGCGUGAUCACGUUCGCCUACAUGUUUCUCCGCGGUCUCAACGAUGACGUCGGCUACUGUUGGAUCGAAAACUCUUCGGUCGCUUGGGUCGAAUGGAUGAUAUUCGCUCCUUCACUUUUGGCAAUGGGCGUCAGUUAAGAAACCCUCUUCCCCCUUUUUAUCAGUAUUUUCAGGUGAAUCUGCUUCUUCUCGGCCUAAUCGUCUACAUUUUGCUCAAAAAACUGCGUUGUGACCCUCACCUGGAGAGAAUUCAAUACAGGUGAGAAGACGGAAUUAGAGGGGGAAACCCGGGGUCGGGGAUCGGAUUUCGGAAGAGACGUCACGAGGGAACUACUUGCAGAAAGGCCGUCCGAGGGGCGCUGCUGCUCAUUCCCGUCUUCGGAGUCCAGCAACUGCUCACCAUUUACCGCUUCAACAACAAAUAUUAUCAGAUUCUGGAUCAGUCGCUGAACGGACUGCAGGUAGUGCCCAUUGUGCAUCCAAUGUGCUCCAUCGCACCAUUCCAGGGCUUCUUCGUCUCGUUUAUACUCUGCUACACCAAUCGGUCCGUCGUUGAAUGCCUCACAAAGUGCUGGAAUUCCCAUCAGGAGAAGCGUGCGCUCGGAGCCGAAUGCCGUCAAAGAAUGAGCAUUCAGGAGAGCGGGAAGCUCCUUUUGAAAGCAUCGCAAAACCCGGACCAUGUCACACUUUGA
Molecule: messenger RNA, 4244 nt
Organism: Caenorhabditis sp. 36 PRJEB53466
Lineage: Eukaryota; Metazoa; Nematoda; Chromadorea; Rhabditida; Rhabditidae
Source: the annotation of a GenBank genome assembly